AUCUAAUAGAAAUUCAAUGAUUCUUCGAGAUGGUGAAACAGGGAAAACCAUGUGGCAAGGAGCAGAAGACCUUUCUUUUCCAGGUGUUGAACAUGAAGCUCGUGUUCCAAAGAAAAUCUUGAAGUGUAAAUCUGUGUCCAGAGAGAUAAAUUUUGCAUCUGAAGAAGAGAUGGAGAAUUUCAGACUAGAACAGAAGGUUUACUUUAAAGGACAAUGUUUAGAAGAAUGGUCUUUUGAGUUUGGGUUUGUUAUGCCCAAUUCAGUGAACACAUGGCAGUCCAUGAUAGAAGCUGCUCCAGAGUCUCAGAUGAUGCCUGCUAAUGUUUUAACUGGCAACGUCAUCAUAGAAACCAAGUUCUACGAUGCUGAUCUUCUUGUCAGUACAUCGAGGGUCAGGCUGUUUUAUGUUUGA
Staurois parvus is the source of this 412-nucleotide messenger RNA. Lineage: Eukaryota; Metazoa; Chordata; Amphibia; Anura; Ranidae. The record is from the annotation of a GenBank genome assembly.